UUUUCAGCUUUAUUGGGUUACUUUGAUUGGAAGCUUGGACAGUCGUGUCUGAACAUUAAAACGAUAGAAGGCGAAAGAGCCGUCAGCGGUGCGUACUGGCUGAAUAAAGCGGGAGCUUUAUUUCAGGUAAAUGUAUUAAGUGUUUGACACCUUUUUAAAGAAUUAAAUUUGGGAGCAAUUAAGGGUAUAGCCUGUUCUAGGCUCCGAGAUAGUCGGGUCCUCUGAAUUGAGAAGGCGCAAACACGAAAAUAAAACGGGAGGAAACUGGGGAGAGCGGUGGCGGCGGAGCCUGUAAUCAUUUCUUUGAACGACCCGUUCCGGUAUACCAGCUUGAUAGAUUAUAUCAACACUCUCAAAGCGGGUCGUUCCUGUCACUCAGAGAGACGGCGUGCGGCGUCCACGCGCGUGAAAUAGAGGAAUCCAAGAUAACUUCUGUGUUGAACGAAUGUCUACGAGAUUUCCCGCACAUGGGGGCGCUGAGGAAGGAACAGAAGACCUGCCUUGUGAACUUGGCGCGUGGAAAAGAUAUUUUUGUAAUCCUGUCGACCGGCUUCGGUCUUGCCUGAUAACAAAGUGGCAAUGACAGAACAGUCGCAAGAAGUUAUCUACGUGCUCCAGUCCAGAUUCACAUUAUCUUUAGAUCUCUUUAGAAGAACAAGCUGGAGUUUAAAAAUCAUUGCUUAAGAGCAAUCUUGACUGACUCACAACGUAGUUCUCCAUGUUUAAAGUAGCUUCAGUUUAAGCUGCAAUCGAUUCUUCGAAAUUUGGGUCUGUGAAUCACAAUCCGUGAGCAUUUCACAUCCUGCAAAAACACUAACGAGCUGGGCCCAGCGUGACAAAACUCUUUGUAGAAAACCAUCACAUCACAUUCACGGACAAAAGAAAAUCGCUUGGAGAAAAUUAAAUAACCUAAAACCCUUAUUUAGCCGCAAUGAAGAACUUUUAAGUUUCAAAAGAGGUCAAAGAAAAUGCGCUUGUAUCAGAGGGCAAACCAUGCCGACCAGAAACAAUAACCUCAGAAAAUCAAUAUGCAUGUCGCGACCUCUCAGCAUGAAACAGGCGGCAAAAAUCACAUAGUCUGCUCAGUCAAAAUGUGGACCCCUCCAGAGCAUAAUCUACCUGUAAGAGGAAAUAUUCACUAGAACAAGCAGCAUUUUGGCACAAGGUAAAAGUUGUGUGUUGCCUAUCGACCAGCUUGUUACACUCCAGAUUGCUCUGACUCGCAUAAGGGAUAAGCGCCGCGCAAAAUAAUGUCGCGAGAAAUUUGAGAAAUAUUCCAACUCAUUGACAUUUCGUCAAUGAGUUUCGUCAAUGAGUUCGUCAAUUUUUGUCGUUGUUGAGUGUUACGUAGUAAAAUUAAUUUCAUGCGUUACGUGACUUGCUCGAACGUUCUCUACGUUUUUGGAUUAUUCAUGAAUAAUUAAUUAGGGCAUGUUUACAUUUCAGCAUGAGUCAGCAGAUUUGCAUCAGUUACUGAAAUCAUAAAAUAUGUUGAAAAGCUACUACUAUUCGCCUGUUUAGUAUUUUCUAGAACCUUAUGUCAAACGGUAUACAAGUUCCAAGCGAGUUCUUUUGACGGACUAAGUUUGUUCCCAUGAGCUGGAGUGCUGUGUUUAGUCAAGUGUGAGGAAGGUCGAUUUUCAAGUUCUGUGUUUACAAGUUGGCGGAAGCCGUAAGAUGUCUGAAGUUCAAGUGAGAGUUUGUUAUUAUUGGCAGAGGCUGUUUAGUUUUACUUAAGUUCAAGGCAAGUUUGUGUUGGCGGAUGCUGUGUUUUAAAGAUCGGUAAAGACUAUGUUCCUUUGGUAUUAAACUUCCCCGUGUUAAUCCGACAUCCCUGCGUGCUGAUAGUCAGUGAAUAAUUAUCCUCAAAACAUUCGAACUCGUAACAUUGAGUUUUCGCCAAUUCCAUGUUUAACGUAAUUGACUCCUUACCCAUGCCUUACAUAUCUUUAAUCAGUACAUGAGACUGCUAAGCUAUUUUUGAAGCCUGAUGUGACUAAGAAAAAUAGAGAAUUCUUUUGUCACUGUCUGUUUUGUUAGACUUGUUAUUCACCACCAGUAACCUCAUAUUUGACUUAGGUCUAAACGUUUAGACUCAAGUCAAAUUUAGGAGGAUUUGUAUGGAGUCAUCAGACCAUAACUGGGCUAAUAUCUAAGAGACAAUUUGUCCCGAAAUGCUAGUUUUUUGGCAAGUGGGCCUCUUGGAUGUUGCUCUUUUCAGAAUAUCCCGACAAAUCCCACAAUUUCACAAAUAAAUUCCUUAUUCUUACCAUAGUUCAUUUCUUAGUAUCCCUCCGCAUUUACAAUAUUAAUCAGUUCCACAACCACCGAAGUGUACGCUCCUUAGCGUCUUGUUUGAUAACGGGUUACGACUUGAAGCGAGAGUUCCUGAAGGUACCAAAUCGCUUCUCAAGGAGAGGAUAAAUAUCCUGUCUAAGGUACAGUUCUACCGUUCAAUCUUAAAGGGAAAAAAUGGAAAUAAGGAGACCUUUUCUGUCUUUUAAAUUGGUCAUUAAACGCUCGAAAUCGGCAGUGACUGUUUCCACGGGGGUCCGCAUAUUCCAACCAUCGGUGCAGAUUCAAACAUUUCACUUAUACUACACACUUCGCUUGCAGAAGCUAUUAAGGUUUAAUGAAGUUUUCCUGUGGUAAGAUAAUUGCUCAAUUCCUCCUUUUGCUCCUCAGAGGUUAGUAUAAGGAAACUUUACUUUCCAAGUCUGUUCUACCUCACUUGAAAUUAUGCUUCUAGAGCUGAUACCGAGGUAUUCCAGCAACAAAAUACUUAUGGUGUAAAUCUUUUAUUAAUACUUUUUUUACUUUCCAUGGAAAUAUGCAACAUAAUCUUACUAAAUAGUCAGGAAAAAUGUCUAGACAGGUCAUAUUACUGAAGAGAGUACAAGAAGCACUGGGCCAGGAGAAAAAUAAUCAAACAAUAACAGGAAUACUUGAUAUCAAAAUUUCAUUUAGAAUUGUACAUUAGUUUCCAAACAAGAGUUAUUUUUCUAUAGGAAGUAGGUAAGGUAGGAACAUUUGGACCAGUUGUGAUAAUUGAUGACUGAUUGACUUUUUCAUGCACUUUUAUUAAGGGGGUUAGAUUAACAAUAAGUAAAACAUAUUCACUGAAGCACAAUGUGGGAAAAUAACCCUCUAACCCUAUUGUCAGAUGAUGUCAAGGACUGAACAGAAUACUAGUUCUAACACAAGACAUUCGGAGACAAAUGCUCUCCUCUAAGUGUGAAAAAAAUCAAAUUGGUCGUAGUUUUAUAUCACUGAAAAAUACAACCGGAAAUCCGUCUCCAUUCUCAGGCUAAAGGAAGCUUCCAGUGAUAAAUCGAUUCGAAGGCUAUGCCUGUUAUAACACAUUACUUUCUGUUUCUCUUCUAAACUCCUGUUUGUGAGCAGUUUCACAAAAAUAAUGUCUAGGUAUAAAUCCUCAUGACAUUGUCAAUAACAACAACAAAAAAAACAAGUAAAUGUUCUGGAGUGACCGUAGAUGUUUUGAUCGAAUGAUGAUGUCGAGGUCAAGAGGAUAAGUAGUAAUGAGAGGCCUGCUAGUCCACUCUUCAAUUCUGUUUACAUGUAAGCCUGGAAACGUCAUUGGUCUAAGUAGUGUUAAUCCUGUUGGUAGAACAGAAAAUGAUUAGCAUAACCGUUACAACUUUCUAGUCCAUACUACUGAAAACCUGUUUUAUAUACAGUUAGAUAGACUGUUUAGUUACUCUUAGUUAAAAAGUAAUUGAGUAAGGGAUGCAGUGUCUACAUGUAGUUAUGCACCAGUCAAAUGAAACCCCGGCCGUCCGACCUCCGGAGCAUAGCGGGGGGUAGCGGGGAUUUAACGUGGCCAAUGCCGGGAUUUAACCCACAUUUAACAACGUGCUGGCCCCGGGUGCGGUGGAAUUAACAAAAUGCCUGUUUGACCCAGGUCAUGAGUGGGGAUUUAACAGCACAUAUGCAUUUUCAGAAGCAGUGAUAGGAGCAGGGAUUUAGCAUAAGUGACUAGGGAAGAGCCUCUUUUCCCAAGGAGAGAUGAUGCUGCAGAGAAUGACAUUAAAAGCAUACAAGAAACAGGACAGGAAGGCACAUACUAGGUCGCUCUAGUCUCAGACACAGCUGAAAGGAAUACAGCAAAAUUAGAAUAUAAAAGCAAGGAGUUGCCGUUACUCAACAACAGAACACCUAGAAUGAAGUUGAUCGUCAGGACUAGACAAUUAGCAAAGAAACCAAGUGUCCACUCCCAAAAACCUAAAAGUGCACUGCGAGACAACACAAAGUAAACCUUGGAACGGAUGGAAGCAGAAGACGGAGACCCUAAACUUAAAAUUUUCUGGGGGAACAUACCCCCAGACCCCCCAAAGUUGCGUUGUUUUCUUCUCCACGUCGGUACUGUACACCCUCAAAAUCUCUCGCUACGCCUCUGGGAAAGUGAAAUACAUACACAUGCAGGCUUGAUAGUGCGGUUUGAAAUUACCGUGUUGGUGUCUUGUUUCAAAUGUUAACUUUCCCUACAAAUAACGUAACUUUCAGAAGGUGUACAAAAAAUUUAAAAGGGCUGAACAAAAAAUUAGUCACAUUAAACUUUGGGGGUAUGCCGAAAACAAUGACCCCCAGUCCAUGGAAACCCCACCCCCCAACGGACCCACCUUAACGGACCCCCAUACAGAGAAAAUAAUAAAAAUGACAAUUAGAGAUUUGACUUACCCUUUGUUUUGCUUUGGUUUUUGUCAUUGUUUCCUCCUUCACCGUGGUGAUGAAAGGAGGACCUGCGUACUACGAAAACGAACGAUAAGUUAGCUAACUUGUGUAUUCGCUGCCGACCUCCGAUUGCCUUCGAAAUUUUGUUCGGCUCAUUCCUCCUCGAGUUCAGUGACUCGUCACAGACAUCAAACCUACGACACAGUAUCAUCCCCGUUUUUCGUGCAAAAUAUUCCUAAAAGAAUUCAACUGCGGUAGGAUUCACCCAUCUUUCAUUUUUCUCAAAUUAUUGUGAUGAAGUGUGAAGGAACGCAAGGUAGAUUUUAAAUGACAUUUUCGCUGCCGUUGCCGUCCUGUAUCUUGAAUUUUUCAACACAAAAGAGUUUUUAAAAAGUUCUUUCGGCGAAAAAGAGAUGCAAUGUACCUAAUACGGAAAAAAUUGUUACCUUCCUUAUUUUUGAACUUCAUGUUAGUACUUUGUCCAACUCAAUGCUCGAAUGGUGAUGUCCACUUAACAGCUGGCUACUUAGUUGCCAAGCCUUUGAAUAAGAGUGAGGCUGAGGGUGACCUGCUUAUACGAAACUUGCUACCUUUGAUGUGUGGAUUAUUCUGUCUGCGGUUAUUCAGUUCCCCCUCUAUCAAUCAUAACAAAGUCGCCCUGCUGAAAGAUUUGGCAGCUAAACACAUAACUAUCAAGUAAAAUAAGGGGCAUCGCUAUCUAAUGGCAAUCGGCAUCUUUCUUUGUCGAAGGAGCACUAUUUUGUGAAGCUUGGGACGAGUCAAUGAACACGCGGGGGAAUGAACGGAACAAAAUGGCGGAGGCAAUCGGUGGUAGCGAAUGCACAAGGGAAAACACGAGUUAGCUAAGUCUUUUUCGCAGGUCCGCGAAUACACAAGUUAGCUAAGUUAUCGUUCGUUUUCGUAGUACGCAGGUCCUCCUUUCAUCGCCACAGUGAAGGAGGCAACAAUAACAAAAAACAAAACAAAACAAACGGUAAGUCAAAUCUCUAAUUGUCAUUUUUAUUAUUGUCUUUUUGUGGGGGAUCCGUAAAGGGGGGUCCGUGGACCAGGUCCGUAGGGAGGUCCAUGGACUGGGGUCAGUGUUUUCGGGUCACCCAAACUUUGGUACUGCCUCAAAAAGAUUGAACUUCUCCACGAGGUUUUCACGAGAUCAUUACAGAGUAAGCCUAACACUUCUCAGUAUACUUACAUACAUCUUAAUGAAUAAUCGAAACUAGAAAUACGUGUAUCGCAGAACCUCGCGAAGCUCGGGGGGAGCCCAUAAGGGGUGGGAGGACGGGAGAGAAAUGAAGUAAGUCAUGUAACUGGGGAGGGCGGGUCUAAUAUUGGAAGCUGAGAUGUACUUAAUCUCCCGUGGAUUAAAUUUGAACUUAGAGCACUGGCUUUAAAAAGGAUCUUCUGAGAUUUAAAUGGGGCUGCCGUUGUUAGCGAACGCUGCAUAGGUCCCAUUCUAUGUUCACCCGAUUUGAACCUCUUACAUGUGUAAUUAUGGUCAAAAGGAAAUGGGGGUGAUAGUGGAUAACUGCCCGCUAAUAUGCAGCUGCAUUUGCUUAAUAAAAGCUCACCCUUAAGUGUAAUAAUUAUUUUUGAAAUGUGUCAGUAGUAGUGAGUGGAUGGCAAUGCUAGGCGAUAAUGCUGCAGUGAAAACAACGACUAAAUGCUGGUAAUUGGAGAAAAAUUGAAAUCUUUAUUUAUAUUACGUUGCUGCAUCACCAAAGAUACAUGUUCCUGUUACAGCUGCAAUUAUACGUUUUAACCAUAAUCCGUGUUACAGUGCGUAGAAUACAGAAACUUUUAGGAGAAAGUCCACAUUUUGUAAGUUUAAAUAUACCGUUCUUAGUAAAGAGUACAAAGAAAGUCAUCGUUAUAAGCUUACAGGGAUUGUAGCGAAUGAGCCAUACACUGAUCAGUUGUACUUGUACAAAAACACGCUAAAACAAACGAAAUUUCAAGACAAAACAGUGAAAUCCACUCAGCUUUCGCUUGUUCUCGUUUCCAGAUCUUUCUAGACCGUACGACGCAUGCGUGAAGCGUGGAAGUGGGAAACGUGUUCGGUCUCAGUCUUUUCGUCCGAGUCGGCAGUCAAAUUUCUCCAACACCGCGGCAAAACGCACUGCGCAUGAGCACAAAAUUUAACAUCCGGUCAGCUUUUUAUUUCCGGUCUAGUAUUUAAACCAAUUGCUUAAGCAUAACUUUGCCGUCGCGCCAAGUUAAAAGCAAAAAGGGAGAAACAGACAAAAAAAGGGGGCGAAAAAAGUCACUUCAUUCGAUAGCUGAUAUAUUUUUCUAGUGUCAAACUUUUGUGCCACAUGGUUAACUGUUUGCACCAACGCUGAAAAUGAUGUUUGAAGUUUGCAGGUCGCGAGCGCUCGACAAGACGAAUUUGUUUUUACUGGCUUUCUUGCAUGCUACUAGUUUGGCAUAAGUUAGUUUGGGAGAAGGCGAUAACUAAGAAAAGAAUAACAAUACUUAUUAAAAAAAAUAAAAAUAAAAACCAGGACAGCUCAUCUAUAACAGAUUUUCGUAACCAACCUCACUUUAACAAGAUGGCAAAAUUAUAACGGAGGAAAUUGAAACGAAUAAAUAUACUAACCAUUUUUGUGGUUCAUUCCAGGACAUUUAUUGUAUGCUAUAUGGAUUCUGUGAGAUAUAACCUUUUUUUAAUAGCCAAGUUUUCUCAUGCUUUUUAUCCAGAGAAAAAACAGUUUUUGUCGAGCGAAAUACCGCACCGCACACACAUAAUUUUCCUAACUUGGAGUCUCAGCUUAAUUCUUCAAAAACAUUUUUUGCGGAAUUUUCACGUAGUAAUCAAAAUACACUUACCUCUGCCGUUGAAAUGUGAGGUAAAAAGUAUCCUCGAUCAAAAUAGAAGCCACAUUGUUGCUUCAUUCACGGGAAAAAAUAAGCUUAAAGUGUUCACAUAAAAAACAACAACACCGCCAUUUUCGAAAAUUCUGCUCGUCGAACAGCUUCACUUUGCUGUGACGUCACUAUGGCCAAGAGAAUUGAACAGCCACGCUGACGAGUUUAUCAUUCCCUCCUGAGAAAUACGCGUUUAUGGUAAUUUUCCUCAAAGGUAUCUUUUUGUCUUUAAAUAUUCAUGAUAAAUACAGCUCCACCAGCUUCAAACAGCAUCAACGGGCAGAAUGUCACGGCAAAUACUUUAAAUUAUAAGUUUCCCUAUCUAAAUAUAGGCUGGCAGCGUGGCUCAGUGGACUAGGACUGGAGCUUACGUGUAAAUGGUCCAGGUUGGACUCUCGGCGACGGUAUUUUUUCUUUGUUGUACAACUGGUUUUUUUCGUUUAGUUUUAAUUUUAAAAUCGUCUUUUUCCCCUUCUGUUUGUUUCCAUUUAUUUUGAAUGCUGGCUCUUAACAGCUUCGCGAGGUUUUUACGACAAGCGUAUUUCUGUGAAAAUUAGUUUUAGCUGUUCUAAUACUUCAUGAUAGUAAAAACUCAGGAGGAUCGAUAAAUAAGGUACACGGGUUUCGUUACAGGUGGUAAAAUAAAGGGUCUGAUACUAGAUUUAAUGUCCACUGUCCUUUUUCACAGGUUUAUUGCCAAAUGGAAUCUGACAACGUCUGGACACUGUUUGGGCGUUUCUCUAUGGAGGACGCUCAGAACUGGAUGAAAGACAGUGGUGAAUGGUGGUAUGACAAGAAUGUUUCAGCUGGAGAAACAGCAGAUCCAUCAAGCAACAAGGACAUGAUUUCUCCAGCAUUCUGGCUAGUCAGCGGCAAUGAAAUUAAGAUCGCUCGUAAUGAUGAUCCUCAACACAUUGCUCUGUUGCAAACCACAAGUGACUGCUUAGGUGGACAGACAUGCAGAUUGAAAAUAACAAGCUACGGUGACUUCAGGAACGGCACGACUUGGGGGAAUAAUAGGUGCCUGGGAAAUUGUACAGUUCAGUUCGGUGGACAAUAUGAAACUACUCAAGGUUUUGGGAAAGCGAAGUGUAAUGGAACCAUUCUGAGUGGGGAUAAGAUCGGUUUCUGGUGCGACAGAGGGGGAUGGGAUGGGGCGGUUGUGAUGAUCGGUGGCGUCGGAGGAGUUAUCUGUGAUCGUACCUUUCAUGGGCUGGGAAUUACUGCGGCGAAAACACCGUCCUUUUUAAAUGGCGACAGAGCAGAACGAGACUUCGGUAAUUCACCAUAUUAUGCUGACUACACCAGGGAUUACUCUUUAAACCUUUGGAUCCAUUAG
Porites lobata is the source of this 8914-nucleotide messenger RNA. The record is from the annotation of a GenBank genome assembly. Lineage: Eukaryota; Metazoa; Cnidaria; Anthozoa; Scleractinia; Poritidae.